Messenger RNA from Aspergillus novofumigatus IBT 16806, 1704 nucleotides. RefSeq lists its product as uncharacterized. The coding region runs from base 107 to 1576 and encodes 489 amino acids. The transcript has a single exon. NCBI's taxonomy places the organism in Eukaryota, Fungi, Ascomycota, Eurotiomycetes, Eurotiales, Aspergillaceae. The record is from RefSeq and is a predicted model, not a curated record.
CUUGCACCAUUAACUUAACUCUGCUUUUACCUCGAUUCUCAAGCAUAGUAGGCUUGUUGCAAUCCUCUUGUUCAUGAAGCUCAGGCACCUGCAUCAGUAAGAAACAAUGUCGAGUGCGUUAUGUCAAGAGCGCAAGCCUGUGAACGCUCUUACUCCUGUUGACCGACUUUUUGGAUGUGCAUACACCCGCUGCCAGCUUGCUUUCCAUACUACCGAAGCAAGUGGAUGCCUAACGGUUCUACGAGGGGGUUUCAAAUGCCUGUUGGCCAAGAUACCCUUCUUAUCUCAGGAAAUCGUUAUACCAGUGGGCUGUGAUAAUCUGGACAACGUCAAGUUCCAAUCAGCUAGUUCAACCAAUCUUGAUCGGCUCCUGAAGAUAAAAGAACAUGGCGAGUCUAUGCGAGAAGCUUUGGCGGAAGCAGGCAAAGAUAGGGCUAGAUUUGAAGAGAAAUUCAUGCCGAUAGGACUGGUACCUGACGUAACGGAGCCUUGUCCUAUACUAGUUGUCCAAGCGAAUCUGCAUCCGGACGGGGUGCUGCUAUCUGUCGCUGCAAACCACAUGGUCAUGGACGCAACUGGAAUGGGAACUGCGAUAGUAAUGUUCGCCGAUUGCUGUCGUCAAGUGGAACUGGGCAAGGACAUCGAUAUGUCCGUUUAUGCUGCUGAGCAAGACAUUGGCAAAGAAAUGCUCCUGCAUCGCUUGCCAGCUUAUAUCGGCGAAAGAGAAUUUCCCGAAUACCGGGUACACAAGGACCUUUAUGCCAAAUGGGGGAAGAUGACACAGAAUGUACAGAAUGAUUCUUUCUCCAUCCGCACGAAGAACUUCAAGAUCGCGGCAAAGGAUGUUAAUGCACUAAAAGGCUGCUGCAAUGAGCUCCUCCCGCAUUUACUUGUUGAUGAGGGCCACAGCGUUGGAGAGGAGGAAUCUCAUGACAAGCCGUGGGUUUCCAGCAGCGAUGUGGUGAUCGCUCUGAUCUGGCUGUCACUGACCCGUGCACGAUAUCCUGGGCUGGCGGCGGAUAAUUGCAACUCUCAUUCGAAGCGUCAAGCAGGAGAACCCGCCUAUGUUGGCGUUGGAGUGCCUGUCGAUAUUCGUCAUCGCGUCACACCUCCACUUCCUACGUCAUAUCUGGGCAACGCAGCCAUCCUUAUGUUGGUCAACCAACCUCUCCAAACCUUUGCUUCCCACGAAUGGAUGAGAACACUCUGCCGUGUGGCGUAUGGUAUUCGCUGUGGGCUUAGUCGUAUGGACAAUGAUUACAUCCGGAGCCUUCUUCAUUAUGUUCAAAACGGAAAGUCUCCUGUCAUUUUCUCAUUCGACGUAGCCAAUUUCUAUGUGAGUAACUGGCGGAACAUGAACUUCUACAACGCCGACUUUGGAUCGAAGAUGGGGAGGCCUCAGCACGUCAGGAAUCCUGACUCCGCCACUGAUGGAGUUGUCUUCAUUAUGCCUAAACGCCCCCAUUCAGAAUCCCCGUGGGAAGUUCAGGUAUCUUUUAAUGAUGAGGUACUACAGCGGCUAGAGCGCGAUAGCAUGUGGACGAAGUACAUGCUUCAGGACUCAUACUGUUCAUGAUCACUCUCUAUGGUAUACGUUACAGGGCUUAUCCACCAUAGUUUAGCCGGAUGACCCAGCGUGAUUCAGCAAGCUUUCGUUGGCUUCGGGAAAAUCAACAGGAAUAUAACUAUAGGUAGAUCCAUCAC